Messenger RNA from Daphnia pulex (common water flea), 1209 nucleotides. Its product is annotated as NADH-cytochrome b5 reductase 3-like. The transcript is spliced from 7 exons. The record is from RefSeq and is a predicted model, not a curated record. Gene Ontology annotation, cellular component: mitochondrion. The coding region runs from base 182 to 1117 and encodes 311 amino acids. Gene Ontology annotation, molecular function: oxidoreductase activity; FAD binding. NCBI's taxonomy places the organism in Eukaryota, Metazoa, Arthropoda, Branchiopoda, Diplostraca, Daphniidae.
UGCUCAUUUUGAAGUUCACUACUACUUCUGCUCAUCUCUGAGUCUGAGGACUCUGACCAAAUUUCUAAGUCAAACUUUCUCCUUAUCGACCCAACAUACGUGCUACGUGAUAGAAAAACCCAGAAUACUUCAUCACCCUAGAAAUCAAAGGUAGUGAAUUAAGAACUUACCUUUCUCUGAAAUGGACGCCCUUGGAAAGAGCUUACCUAUUGUCACUGGCAUUGGUAUUGUGGUUUUUACUGCUGUUGCUGCAAAGUUAUAUUUCAACUGGCUCCAACCAAAAGAAAAAUCUGCCAAACAGAAGGAAUUAAAGACACUACUUGAUCCUCAAACAAAAUAUCCUUUAAAAUUGAUUGAACGCCAUGUAAUCAACCAUGACACCAGGAGAUUCAGGUUUGCCCUCCCUUCUCCACAACAUGUUCUUGGUCUUCCUGUUGGUCAGCAUGUCUAUUUAUCAGCAAGAGUCAAUGACCAGCUGGUAAUUCGCGCUUAUACCCCUGUAUCGUGUGAUGAGGAAAAGGGAUAUUUCGAUUUAGUCGUGAAGGUUUAUUUCAAAGAUGUUAAUCCGAAAUUCCCGGAUGGAGGAAAAUUAACACAAUAUUUAGAAAACCUUGCCAUCGGAGAAUCCAUUGACGUCCGAGGUCCAUCUGGGUUGUUGGUACACCAAGGCCCAGGAUUGUUUGCCAUAAAGCCGGAUAAAAAAUCACCUUCUUUUAAUAUGGGUUUCAAAAAACUUAAUAUGAUCGCAGGUGGAACUGGAAUUACACCUAUGUUGCAACUAAUUCGGCAGAUUUUAAAGAAUCCGGCAGACUCUACAUGCGUGGCUCUUUUAUACGCCAACCAAACCGAAUCUGAUAUUCUAUUGCGCGAAGAAUUAGAAGAAGCUGCUUCUCAACACCCCGAUCGACUUCGACUCUGGUAUACUGUCGAUCGACCUACUGACGGUUGGAAAUAUAGCUCGGGAUUUGUGUCAGCUGAAAUGAUAGCCACCCAUUUGUAUCCCCCUGCUGAUGACACUUUCGUUGUUAUGUGUGGUCCCCCUCCGAUGAUUAACUUUGCAUGCAUUCCAAAUAUGGACAAAUUAGGAUACUCAGCAAAAUUGAGAUUUGCUUACUAGAAGAAACCUGCAACGACAGUUAUCGCAUUUAAAAUCCGUGAUGUAUAUUUGCGGAACAACAUAGUAAGCAAUACAAGUUUUUCCUAGUGAGA